Sesamum indicum (sesame) is the source of this 725-nucleotide messenger RNA. Lineage: Eukaryota; Viridiplantae; Streptophyta; Magnoliopsida; Lamiales; Pedaliaceae. The record is from RefSeq and is a predicted model, not a curated record.
AUUCAUAGAUACUUCUUCUCGUGUAGUCGGCCAAAAGUUUCAACUGAUGCUGCCUGAGCUGGAUGACUUCCCGGAUUUUAUUGUUGAAAGAACACGGUACGAAGCAGCUAUGGAGAGAAGCUGGACAAGUAGGGAUAAAUGCCUGGUGUGGUGGAGAGAUGAGAGUGAUCAAGGUGGUGCUUGGUGGGAGGGCCGCAUUACUGCCAUCAAAGACAAAUCUAGUGGUUUCCCCGGAAGUCCAUGGGAAAGAUAUCUUGUCAAAUACAAGAAUGACAAUACUGAUUUCCGUCGUCACUCUCCUUGGGAACUGCAUGAUCCGGACAUGUCAUGGGAGCAACCCAACAUUGAUGAUGAAAGGAAAGAGGAGAUCCUAAGUUCUUUAACUGAAUUGAUGCAGAAAGCCAGUAAAGAUAAGGAUAGGCACGGUAUCAUAAAACUGAAUGAAGUCGCACAGAAACUGGAUUUCAUGAACAGGUUUCCUGUUCCAUUAUCUCCGGACAUAAUCAAGUCAAGGGUAGAAAACAAUUAUUAUAGAAGCCUGAAGGCUAUGAACCAUGACAUUGAGGUAAUGCUAUCAAAUGCCGAAUCUUACUUUCAGAAAAAUACAGAGCUUUUGCGAAAGAUGAAGCGCCUGUCAAGCUGGUUCACUCAGAACAUUUUAGACUUGUAGUGGUCUGCAUGCCUUCUUCUUAGCUUUUCUUCUUGGGAGCCCACAGAUCCAGUUU